This is a messenger RNA of Ficedula albicollis (Collared flycatcher), 2196 nucleotides long. Its product is annotated as UPF0061 protein Pfl01_0444. The transcript has 19 exons. NCBI's taxonomy places the organism in Eukaryota, Metazoa, Chordata, Aves, Passeriformes, Muscicapidae. The record is from RefSeq and is a predicted model, not a curated record. Bases 41 to 1744 code for a protein of 567 amino acids.
CCGGGCUCGUAGGGCACUCUGGAAGGCGGGGUUUGGGGCCAUGUGGUGGCGCCCCUGGCUGCUCGCCUGCCUGGCCUGGGGCCGUGUGGCCGCGCUGUGCGGCUCCCGCGGGCUCUGCCCGGCCCCGAACGCCUCCCGCCCCGAGCCGGGUCAGUGCCCGCGGCGCCGGGCGGCGGAGCUGUGCGCCUGGGCCCUGUCCUCCGACAGCCUCCUAGAUAUUUUUCCAGUUGAUACGAUCCAAGAAAAUUAUGUCCGUAAUGUGAGAAACUGCAUUUUUUCAGUUGUCUAUCCUACACCUUUUAAAUCUAGAGUUCGUCUUGUAGCUGUUUCAAAGGAAGUUCUUGAAAAUAUUUUGGAUCUUGAUAUAUCUGUCAAAGGCUCAUCUGAUUUUCUGGAGUUCGUCAGUGGUGGGAAAGUGACAUUUGGGUCUGUUCCACUGGCCCAUAGGUAUGGGGGUCACCAGUUUGGUAGCUGGGCAGGUCAGCUGGGGGAUGGAAGAGCCCACUUGAUCGGAGUAUAUACAAACAGGCAUGGUGAGAGGUGGGAACUACAGUUAAAAGGGUCAGGAAAGACCCCAUACUCCAGGAAUGGUGAUGGAAGAGCUGUGCUUCGCUCUUCUGUUCGAGAGUUUUUAUGUAGUGAGGCCAUGCACUAUCUUGGAAUUCCUACAAGCAGAGCUGCUAGCUUAGUUGUAAGUGAUGAUGAUGUGUGGAGAGACCAGUUUUACAAUGGAAAUCUUAAGAAAGAAAGAGGUGCAAUAGUGCUACGACUUGCCAAAUCGUGGUUUCGUAUAGGAUCCUUGGAAAUCUUGGCUCACUCUGGGGAACUGGACUUACUAAGAAGAUUACUAGACUUUAUUAUCCUGGAACAUUUUCCAUCAAUAGCUAUGAAUGAUUCAAAUAGAUACCUGGAAUUUUUCUCUACAGUCGUGUCAGAGACUGCAAAUCUCAUUUCCUUGUGGAUGUCUGUGGGCUUUGCACAUGGUGUGUGCAAUACUGAUAACUUCAGUUUAUUGUCCAUAACAAUAGAUUAUGGUCCAUUUGGAUUUAUGGACUCCUAUGACCCAAAUUUUGUUCCAAACACAUCUGAUGAUGAAAGGAGGUAUAAAAUAGGAAAUCAGGCAAGUGUUGGGCUGUUCAAUCUGAGCAAGCUGUUACAAGCUCUAAAACCUUUAUUGGAUCCCAGGCAAAAGCAGCUAGCUUCCCAAAUUUUGGAGGGGUAUGGUGAGCACUAUUACAGUCGUUUCACAGAACUAUUCAAAACAAAAUUGGGUCUUCUUGGGGAGAAUGAGAAUGAUAACUAUUUGAUUGCUUUCCUCUUAAAAAUUAUGGAAGAUACAAAGGCUGAUUUUACAAUGACAUUCCGAGAGCUGAGUGAAAUUACUGCAGACCAGUUAAAGGAGCUCCAUAUUCCUGAGGACUUCUGGGCUCUCCAAGAUCUGAGUAAACACAAAUUAUUUUCAGAAUGGGUUACUAUGUACCUCCUGAGAUUAAACAGUAACAAUGGUGACUCAGAUGCCAAAAGAAGAGCAAGAAUGGCAAAUGUUAACCCUCGAUACAUACUUAGGAAUUGGAUGGCAGAAUCAGCAGUGCAAAAAGCUAAUUUGAAUGAUUUCUCAGAGGUUCAGCUCCUAGAGCAGGUUCUGCAACACCCCUUUCAGAGGCAGGAGGCUGCAGAGAGAGCAGGGUACUCCCUGCCCCCCCCAGCUUGGGCCAAGCAUCUGAAAGUCAGCUGCUCAUCCUGAGGGGAAUUCAAACAAGCAACAAGAAUGAUCAAGGUCAAAGCUCAAGCCUUCAAAUAGGCCUAGUGGAUCAAUACACAGAUUUUGUGGACUGCAGUCUGCUACUGUUCUUGACCAACUUAUGAAGUCUUAAGAUUAAAGAAGUGCACCACUAUGUGUGGUUGCAUCAGGAGAUUGUACUGGCAUUGACAACUCUGCCUCUCACAUUCAGCUGUGCAUUACUUUGAGUCCCAAUAUUUAAGUUCUGCCAAACUGUCACACAUAAUCUCCCAAAAUUCAUGGCUGAUCAGGUGGGUCUUAACAGCUUUUAGUGACUGAUCAACUUAAAACCCAUCUAAGCUAGUUUUAAAUAAUGCAGUAUUUUGAUGAAUUUUCCUCUUGCUGUUACACACUCAUCAAAUGUAGCCAUGUUCUGCAGACAUAAAUGUUCUUAAAUCUUGCAGAACUGGCACAGA